This is a messenger RNA of Triticum dicoccoides, 1246 nucleotides long. RefSeq names its product hydroquinone glucosyltransferase-like. Bases 1 to 1101 code for a protein of 366 amino acids. Gene Ontology annotation, molecular function: UDP-glycosyltransferase activity. NCBI's taxonomy places the organism in Eukaryota, Viridiplantae, Streptophyta, Magnoliopsida, Poales, Poaceae. The transcript has a single exon. The record is from RefSeq and is a predicted model, not a curated record.
AUGAAGUGGAUUGGGGCGGAGCUGGGCGUGCCGUGCUACAUGUUCUUCACCUCGCCGUGGAUGCUCCUGUCCCUGUUCCUGCACCUCCCGGAGCUCGACGCGGGGCUCGUCGGGGAGUACCGGGACGCUACGGGGCCCAUCCGGCUGCCGGGCUGCGUGCCGAUCCACGCGCCCGAGCUUCCCGGGUCCAUGCUCGCCGACCGGAGCAGCGACACGUACGCCGGGUUCCUGUCCUUGGCCAAGGACGCCGCGAGAGUCGACGGGAUUCUCGUGAACACGUUCCCUGAGGUGGAGCCCGCGGUGGGGCAAGGCGGCACGGACUGCGUGAAGGACAUGCCGGUGCACGCGGUCGGGCCGUUGGUCUGGACAAGGCCAGUCGCGACCGGCGUGAACCGGGAGCCGGAGCACGCACGCCUCAUCACAUGGCUGGACCAGCAGCCCCGUGGAUCCGUGGUGUUCCUGUCGUUCGGGAGCGGUGGCACGCUCACGCGCCGGCAGACAACCGAGCUAGCGCUCGCGCUGGAGGCGACCGGGCGUCCGUUCAUCUGGGCGGCAAAGCGGCCACACGAGGACACGGCGGACGGCGCCUUCUUCGGAACUGGCCGAGGAGGAGACGACGACGACGACCCGCUCGGCUUCCUGCCGGAGGGAUUCGUCGAGAGGACGGCGGGGGUGGGGCUCGUCCUCCUGUCGUGGGCCCCGCAGACGGCGAUCCUCGCGCACGCCGCCGUCGGGUGCUUCGUCACGCACUGCGGGUGGAACUCGAGCCUGGAGAGCAUCCUUAAUGGAGUGCCGAUGGUGGCAUGGCCGCUCGACGCCGAGCAGAAGAUGAACGCUGCCAUGUUGGAGGCCCACUCAGGGGUGGCGGCCCGCUUGAACGCCGCCGGACCUGGCAACGGCGACGGCUUUGUCUGCAAGGAAGAGAUCGUGAGCGUGAUCCGACGUGUGAUGGAUGGAGACGAAGCAACGACGAUGAGGAUGCGUGCUGGUGAGCUCAGAGACAGAGCCACACAUGCGCUAGCCAUGGAUGGUUCUUCAACUCUUGCACUAGCCAAGGUCACAGCUUUGUGGAAAUCUUCUACUUCUAGUGACGAAAAAUAAAGGAAAAGGAAAAUAAAAGUAUGUUUGCAAGCCACCGAUCACCAUCUCUCUGCUCCUAAAACGGGAUUCGGUAGACUGAGAUCCACGGUUUAUUUUCGUCUCAUCACACUGUGUUUUCUCUCCCUCACGCUGAAAACCAAAUCGA